AUGUCUGGGGAGGCGAUGGAAAGCUAUCUCUACGCCGCUUACCAUCCCUACUACCGCUACCCGCCACCCAAGGGCAAGGGCGGGUCGGCGGGUGGCUGGCGGCCGCGGAGCAGCGGCUACUUCUCGGGCUACGGAGAGGCGGCAGCGGCCGCCGAAUACUUCGACAACUACCAGCGGGCGCAGCUGAAAGCCAUCCUCUCCCAGGUCAACCCCAACUUAACGCCGCGGCUUCGCAAGGCCAACACCAAGGAGGUGGGCGUGCAGGUGAACCCGCGGCAGGACGCCUCAGUGCAGUGCUCCCUCGGGCCCCGCACGCUCCUACGUCGCCGCCCAGGGCUCCCCAGCGGGCCGCGGCCCCGUGAGGCGGAGCAGGAGCAGGGCAGCCCCGCCACCACCAGCACCCGCGCUGUGCGCUUCCCUCGCACCAUCGCCGUCUACUCGCCCUUGGCGUCCCGCAGACUUACCGCUUUCCUGGAGGAGCCGGACCCGGAGUCGGAGCCGCGGCCGCAGGAGGAGACGGUGUCGGCGGCCGUCGAAGAGGAGCCAGCUGCGGAGCCAGCUGCGCUACGGGAGCAACGCGAGGCAGAGGCGGCUGCCGUGAGGGCCAGCUGGGAGAAGCCCGCCGAGGCCGGCGCCGAGCCUUUGGAGCAGCGCUCGGCCGAGCCGCAAGAGCAGCGCCCGGCCACCACCCCGGAGCCACCGGCGGCGGCGCCGGAGGAGAGCAAAGAGGAGGAGGCGGCAGGAGCGCAGGUGGAACCGUUGGCCGCCCCUCAGAAGCAGGAGCCGGCGGCGAGCAAGACCCGCCUGCGCUUUCAGUUCCUGGAGCAGAAGUACGGCUACUACCACUGCAAGGACUGCAACAUCCGCUGGGAGAGCGCCUACGUCUGGUGCGUCCAGGGCACCAACAAGGUCUAUUUUCGGCAGUUCUGCCGAACUUGCCAGAAAUCCUACAACCCGUACCGCGUGGAGGAUAUCAUCUGCCAGAGCUGCAAGCAGACGAGGUGCACCUGCCCGGUGAAGCUGCGCCACGUGGAUCCCAAGAGGCCCCACCGCCAGGACCUCUGCGGGAGGUGCAAAGGCAAACGUCUCUCCUGCGAUAGCACCUUCAGUUUCAAAUACAUCAUCUGA
Indicator indicator is the source of this 1128-nucleotide messenger RNA. It is a transcript of the gene ZAR1, whose product is annotated as zygote arrest 1. Bases 1 to 1128 code for a protein of 375 amino acids. The transcript has 4 exons. Gene Ontology annotation, molecular function: mRNA base-pairing post-transcriptional repressor activity. Lineage: Eukaryota; Metazoa; Chordata; Aves; Piciformes; Indicatoridae. Gene Ontology annotation, cellular component: cytoplasm. Gene Ontology annotation, biological process: translation. The record is from RefSeq and is a predicted model, not a curated record.